Trematosphaeria pertusa is the source of this 774-nucleotide messenger RNA. RefSeq names its product ubiquitin-like protein. Lineage: Eukaryota; Fungi; Ascomycota; Dothideomycetes; Pleosporales; Trematosphaeriaceae. The transcript is spliced from 3 exons. The record is from RefSeq and is a predicted model, not a curated record. The coding region runs from base 342 to 641 and encodes 99 amino acids. Gene Ontology annotation, biological process: protein sumoylation. Gene Ontology annotation, molecular function: protein tag activity; ubiquitin-like protein ligase binding. Gene Ontology annotation, cellular component: nucleus; septin ring.
CCGCCGGCUCGGCUGGUCCAUUUUCUUUGAGCGACCUUGAACGAGAACCCCACUAGCCACUGUCUCCCACCUCACUACCCGACUCUUCUCCCACAGCAACGCUCGCUCUCUCCUUCACUCACCAUUCGCCACCCGCCGUAUAAAUAGCUUCGACGCGUCCGCACGGGCUUCACACCUUUGCUCUUCUGCUUCUCAACUUGCAAGCAGCGCUCGGCGACACCCAGCUCCUCCCUGCAACUACAAAAGCAACGUCUGCUCCGCGCUCGGUCGUGCCAGCACCUGCGCUCCGAGUACCCACCACCCCGCUUCGACAGCACGACCCACUCCUCGCAACCAUCACAAUGUCUGACAGCGGCUCGCCGAACAACAUGCAGCAGAAGCCUGAGGAGGGCGGCCAGUCGGAGCACCUCAACAUCAAGGUGACGGACAACAACAACGAGGUCUUCUUCAAAAUCAAGCGGACUACGCAGCUGAAGAAGCUCAUGGACGCCUUCUGCGACCGCCAGGGCAAGAACAUCUCGAGCGUGCGGUUUCUGUUCGAUGGCCAGCGAGUACAGCCGACAGACAACCCCGAGACGCUGGACAUGCAAGACGGAGACACGCUCGAAGUCCACCAGGAACAGAUCGGUGGCUGCUGCUAGUCUCUCUGCCGCACGAUGCGUCGAUUGAGGCCGCCAACGACACAUGCCCGGGCCCUCGAUCGUCAAGAUUUUCUUACCGUGACCGCGAUGGGUGGAAAGGGCAUUUAGCGAGCGGCAUGGAACAGGGGACGGG